UUUACACGACACGCGUGUCGAAGCUCGGGCGCUCCUGCGUAACACCGGAAGACGUCAGCAUCGUUUUCGGGCGGAUCACUCGGAUACACUCCCAGCAGAGUCUCCAUCAUCAUGAACUACCUUCGUCGCCGACUCUCCGACAGCAAUUUCAUGUCCAACCUGCCCAACGGCUACAUGGGCGACCUGCAGCGCGCCGAGUCCCCGCCCCAGCAGCAGCCGAGCCCCGCGGUGUCCCCGGGGCCGGCGGAGAGGCGCCAGCCCGGCAGCCAGCAGCAGUCCGCGGCCGGAGGCUCCGGGGGCUCCGGGGGCUCCGGGGGCUCCGGGGGCUCCGGAGGCUCCGGCUUCUUCUCGUCCAUAUCCAACGCCGUCAAGCAGACCACGGCGGCCGCCGCGGCCACCCUGUCCGAGGCGGCCGACCGGGCGGGCGUCUCCGGCAGCGCGAAGAUCCUCCUGGUGCUGGACGACCAGCACACCGACUGGGUGAGAGUUUUCCGAGGAAGAAAGGUCCACGGUGGUGAAUAUGACAUCAAGGUCGAACAGGCUGAAUUUUCUGAAAUCAACCUGGUUGCCGACUCGUCGGGCACCUACACGGUCAGCGUCGAUGCAAUUCGGAAUGGCCAUAAGGUUACGAAAUCCUUUAAACCAGACUUCGUACUGAUCAGACAGCAUGCCUUCAGCAUGGACAAGAAUGGAGACCACCGCAACUUAGUGAUCGGCCUGCAGUACGCGGGACUGCCCAGUGUGAACUCUUUACACUCCAUCUACAAUUUCUGUGACAAACCAUGGGUGUUUGCGCAGAUGUCAAGGCUGCACAAACUGCUGGGCGCAGAGGAGUUCCCACUGAUUGAGCAGGUUUAUUAUCCAAACCACAAGGAAAUGAUCACGUCCUCUCGGUUCCCCGUAGUGAUAAAGAUGGGCCACGCUCACUCAGGAAUGGGGAAGGUGAAAGUGGACAAUCAAUAUGACUUUCAAGAUAUUGCCAGCGUUGUGGCCCUGACCAAGACCUACGCCACAUCCGAGCCAUUCAUCGAUGCCAAGUACGACGUCCGCAUCCAGAAGAUUGGUGAAAAUUACAAGGCCUACAUGAGAACAUCCAUUUCCGGCAAUUGGAAAACCAACACCGGCUCGUCGAUGCUGGAGCAAGUGGCCAUGUCGGACAAGUACAGGAUGUGGGUGGACACUUGUGCCAACAUCUUUGGAGGUUUGGAUAUCUGCGCUGUGGAGGCUCUCCACGGUAAAGACGGAAUGGACUACAUUAUCGAGGUCGACGACUGCUCCAUGCCACUGAUCGGCGACCAGCAGGAUGAGGAUCGGGUUCAGAUUGCAGAACUGGUGGUUUUGAAAAUGAACCAGACAAUUCUGCCUGCUUCAAGCUCCUCGGCAGGCCGCAUCGCAGCAGCGCAGAAGGCAGUGUCUCCUCAGCCUGUCUCCCAACCCAGAGUUCCACAGUCUCAACAGCGACCCUCACCUCAGGGCGGUCCCCAGCAAGGUGCUGCCGCGCAGGCCCAGCAGCCCGCCGCGAGCCCCGCUUCGGCCGAUCUUAGUUCCCAGGCCAAGGUGAGCCCGGCGCCUGCGGGCCAGGGAGCUCCUCAGCGAAGCCAGGGAGGCUCCCCUCAAGCUCAGAGGCAACAGCCCGCCAGUCAGCAGCAACAAAGACCUCCUCCGGGGGCCGCUGGUCAGAAACCUCAGCAACAGAGACCCGCGCAGCCCCCCAGACAGCAAUCGCAAGGGGGCCAGCAGAGAAGCGCUGGCCAGCAGGGCCGCACCGGCGCGACCGCCACCCAGCAGCCGCGACCGGCCGGCCGGGGCCAAGGCCAGGGAGGUCCGGGGGGACGGCCCGCGCUGCAACUAAAGCCCCAGCCCCCGCAAAAAGCCAGCCAGGACAACUGAAAAACCCCAACGUCACGAGCCAGCCUUAGCCAGGAUGAAGUGACGGCCGAAACCAUACGCAGUCUACGCAAAUCUUUUGCCAGUCUCUUCUCAAAGUGA
Phycodurus eques (leafy seadragon) is the source of this 1989-nucleotide messenger RNA. It is a transcript of the gene syn1, whose product is annotated as synapsin I. The record is from RefSeq and is a predicted model, not a curated record. Gene Ontology annotation, cellular component: synaptic vesicle membrane; synaptic vesicle. NCBI's taxonomy places the organism in Eukaryota, Metazoa, Chordata, Actinopteri, Syngnathiformes, Syngnathidae. The transcript has 14 exons. The coding region runs from base 112 to 1890 and encodes 592 amino acids. Gene Ontology annotation, biological process: neurotransmitter secretion. Gene Ontology annotation, molecular function: ATP binding.